AUGCUGCCUGAUCCUUCUGCCUGUGGAGAGCAGGACUGGGAAAAGAUUUUGGCUUCAAAGAACAGGGAAGAUAUGGAGAUCAUGAAGAAAUGGACUCAAAACCAUAAGGCAAAAGAUUUGUUUUCUAAGUAUGCCGACUGGCCGCAAGAGGAGAAAAGGAAGUCUACAAUACUGGAGCCGGUUACAUUUGAGGACGUGACUGUGGUCUUCACGGAGGCAGAAUGGAAGAGACUGAGUUCUGAGCAGAAGAGCCUCUACAGAGAAGUGAUGCUGGAGAUUUACAGGAAUCUGUUCUCACUGGCAGAAUCGAAGCCAGAAAUCUACCCCAGUUCCUCCUGCCUUCUGGCGUUCCCCUGUCAGCAAUUCCUCAGCCAGCACAUGCUUCAAAUCUUCCCAGGCUUCUGUGCAGACAACCACUUCCAGCCAGGGGAUUCCAGCCCAGGGCAUCAGAAGCAGCCGGAGCAGCAGGAUUGGGAGCCAAGCUGCUGGAGUGAAAACACAGAAGGUCAAGAGACAGAAGAUGUCUCCAAACCCUCGUGUGGGAGCACAGGGGGCAGAGAGCCCUGGGGGACACUCUCCAGCCCUGCCCAAAGUCAGUCAGCAAGCCCUAGAGGAGGCAGCACAGUGGGAGGACUAGAGCCCAGCUCAGCCCCAAGGGGGAACUCUGAGGAAUUACCAACCUCAGGAUUUGGAGCAGUCAGCUAUGGAGAGGAUAGAUCAGACUGUGGGCUGAAACCAAACUUCUUCACAAACCAGAGGUCCCUCUUCCGGGAGAAGCCCUAUGUUUGUAGUGAGUGUAGGCGAGGCUUUAGCCACAAGUCAGAUUUCAUCAGACACCAGAGGACACGCUCAGGUGAGAAGCCUCAUGUUUGCAGUGUGUGUGGCCAAGGUUUUAUCCAGGAAUCAAAUCUCCUUAUGCACCAGGGGACACACUCAAAGGAGAGGCCCUAUGGGUGUAAGACACCUUCCUUGUACCUGGAGUGUGGACAUGGCUUUAGCCAGGAAUCAAGCCUCCUUAUGCAUCAGAGGAUACACUCAGGGGAGAAACCAUAUUUGUGCAAGGAGUGUGGGCGGGGCUUUAACCGGAAAUCACGUCUCCUUAUACACGAAAGGACACACUCUGGGGUGAAGCCAUAUAUAUGUGAAGAGUGUGGGCGAAGCUUUAGUCACAAGUCAACUCUCAAGAGACACCAGAGCACACACUCAGACGAGAAUCCUUACAUGUGUUUGGAGUGUGGCCGAUGCUUUACCCAGAAAUCUGCCCUCCUUAUGCACCAAAGAACACACACCGGGGAGAGGCCUUAUGUUUGCAGUGAGUGUGGCCGAGGCUUUACCCAGAAGUCCGGUCUUCUUUAUCACCAGAAGACACAUUCUAGGGUGAAGCCACAUGUGUGCAAAGAGUGUGGACGAGGCUUUAGCCAGAAAUCAACUCUUGUCAGACACCAGCAGACACACUCAGGUGAGAAACUUUACAUGUGUCUAGAGUGUAGACGAGGUUUUACUGAAGAAUCAAGUCUCCUUAAACACCAGAGGACACACUCAGGGGAAAAGCCAUAUGUGUGCAAGGAGUGUGGACGAGGCUUUAAUUGGAAAUCACAUCUCCUUAUACAUCAGAGGACACACUCAGGAGAGAAGCCAUAUGUGUGUGAAGAGUGUGGGCGAGGCUUCAGCCACAAGUCAACUCUUAUUAGACACCAGAACACACAUUCAGAUGAGAAGUCUUAUGUUUGCAGUGAGUGUGGACAAGGCUUUAACCACAAGUCAUCUCUUACUACACACCAGAACACACACGCAAUUGAGAAACCUUUUGUGUGUCUGGAAUGUGGCUGA
Chrysochloris asiatica (Cape golden mole) is the source of this 1830-nucleotide messenger RNA. RefSeq names its product zinc finger protein 343-like. Bases 1 to 1830 code for a protein of 609 amino acids. The record is from RefSeq and is a predicted model, not a curated record. NCBI's taxonomy places the organism in Eukaryota, Metazoa, Chordata, Mammalia, Afrosoricida, Chrysochloridae. Gene Ontology annotation, biological process: regulation of DNA-templated transcription. The transcript has 6 exons.